GAGAAAGAGCGAUACAGAAUAACCCAAACAAAUGCGGAGGAAAAGUUGCGUCAAAUUCCAGAAAGAGAGAGAAAUUUCGACAACUCAAAACUCAAACAGGGAGGGCGGUCAUUGCAAUAACCCUUCAAAUAAAUAUUAAUUAAUAAGAAAAACACACACAACACGAAGAAAUUGCCGAUUUGAUUCCUUGGAGAAGAGGUUAGGUUGGGUGUUAACUGUUUUAAAUAUAUAUCACUCAAAACCGAACACAACACUCGCCGACGUUAACGUUAAGAAACAUUUGCAAAAUAUGCAGCCUCAUACGCCUCUGUUUCAGGCCGCUACCUCUGUUUCCUUCUUCACUCUCUUUCUCGCUUAGCCUUCUCCUUCCUUUUCUCUUUCACUUCUCAGUUUCUUCUUCCUUCUGCCAGCAAUGCCGACCUUUACUGCCAUAGCAUUGGAUAGGUUGUUAGAGCCUGGAGCUUCCGUGCCAGUUGAUAAAUCUGCUCCAACUCCAAUGCAUGUUCAAAACUCACAGAAUCUGGAGAGGAGUACUAGUGCACCGGCCAAGAAAAAUAAGGUUCCUCGUCCGCGAUUAAAACCAGCACUUUAUGCCACUCCUGAAGUGACGCCGCUUCCAGAUUCACCUUCUUCAUUCCCUCCUUCACCAUACAUCAUCAACCACAAACGUCGUGGCCCUCGCCUGCUCAAGAGUUCUUCAGAGGCCAGUGUACUGGCUGAAGUGAAUAUUCGUGGUGGUGAAAUUGUUAAUGAUAAGUGCUUAGAUACUGUUGUCGCUAGUUCAGCUGGUGAUCUCCAUGUCACUUUUACAAACCCUGAACUUGUUAAAGAGGAGCAGGUGAAUGGUGUCUGUGAUGGCGAACUUAAUAGCAGCAUUGAUGCUGACCAUGAAAAUGGACGCAGAGAAACUGGAAUUAGUAGCUUAGCCGAUGCUUUACUCAGGGAAAAGCCCCUGGCAUUGAAUUUGAACAGAGAUAGAGAGGCUGAAGACUUUUUUGAUCCUCAAGAUUCAAUGAGUUUCACAAGUAACACAGAUGGUGAAGACAAUGCAGGGACAGAACUGUCUGUGAAAUUCAGUAGUCCUGGUGGGGAGUUUUAUGAUGCAUGGGAAGAAUUAUCUUCAGAAGGUGUGACUCAAAAUUCUACAUAUGAUGUUGAAGCUGAACUGCGUGAAAUGAGGUUAAGCCUAUUGAUGGAGAUAGAAAAACGGAAGCAAGCUGAAGAAUCCCUUAACAAUGUGAGAAGCCAAUGGGAAAGUAUUAGGCAAGGGUUGUAUACUGCAGGAAUUAUCUUGCCUGCCGAUCUUACUGCUGUUGCUGAGGUUGAGCAGCUGAAAUUUGAUCCUGUGGAAGAUCUAUGUCAGCAAGUUUAUGUUGCUAGGUUCAUAUCAAAUACCAUUGGAAGAGGAACUGCCAGGGCAGAGGUAGAGACAGAGAUGGAAGCUCAACUGGAGGCCAAGAACUUUGAGAUUGCUAGACUCUUGGAACGUCUCCACUGCUAUGAGACCAUGAAUAGGGAGAUGUCUCAGAGGAACCAGGAAGCAGUAGAGAUGGCACGGCGUGAGAGGCAAAGAAGGAGCAGGAGGCAAAAAUGGAUUUGGGGCUCCAUCACAACUGUGAUUGCUCUUGGUACUGCAGCAAUAGCAUGGUCUUAUCUCCCAAUGGGUAAAGGAUCAUCCUCUGUCAAUCAUGGUCUAGUUCCAGAACAUGAUGAUACAACCAAGUAAUUUAGUACAUCACCACUAACUGCAGUGGCGUAUUAUCGUAGGACAGCACAAUAAAGGUUUACACGUCACUGUUUAGUCAACUUAUCUCUUGAUCAGGUGUAAUUUUCCAGAGUAUGUGCAUAAAUUAGAUAUAUAAUGAACAUGUGCUUUCCGCUGGAAAUCUUGGUAUGUAGCUCAGUGAAGUGUUUUGAUUCGUAUUGAUAAAAUAUUCCAUAGCUUAUGCAUUUGUGCUACCAGCUGUUUCACAUGGAAAUUCUGAGGCCGGGAGUAUAUGUUUGGCCAUCUCAUACCUCUAGCACAUUGUGCAUUUAUAAUAAAUUGUCCAAGCCCGUUCCUCUCACCAUUCUCAUGCAGCAAGAUAGAAUUGAAUUGACAUCUGAUAAGGGUAAUCUGGUUGAGCAAUGAAGAAUGUGGAAUUCUGGCUUAUUUGAGCUGUCUGGGUUGGUUUUUUUAUUGGUGAAUUAGUGUAUUAGUAAAAUACUUAUUAUUGAAUUAGUGUAUUAGUAAAAUACUUAUUAUAGUAAUUCGUUGACACCACAGGUCGAAAUAUGUCACAGAUGCAUUAUUUUAGGGUUUCAGAUAAAACAUUGUUGAUAAUAAUAACCCUAUCAACUAUUGGUUUUCCUGUUUUAGUCAAUUCUAGUAUUUGGAUUUUCCAGAACCUUGCACUGGAAAAAGAAUGCUUAUUCAUCUUAUUGCAGUAGGUAAGUUAUAAAUUUUGGUUUUUAGUUAUAUAAUUUUUGUUGAAUGG
Messenger RNA from Abrus precatorius (Indian licorice), 2477 nucleotides. RefSeq lists its product as uncharacterized. The record is from RefSeq and is a predicted model, not a curated record. The coding region runs from base 413 to 1726 and encodes 437 amino acids. Lineage: Eukaryota; Viridiplantae; Streptophyta; Magnoliopsida; Fabales; Fabaceae. The transcript has 4 exons.